AUGACUGUUGAAUGCAUAGAAGUGCCAGCGGACAUCUAUCAUGAUUUCUUGGAGGCCCAUUUGCUUCUGAGUGCUGUGCGGCACUUACAUGUCCUAUGUUUUGGGGAACUUCCGCCGCGCCAACUUGGGAUGCUGGCUCGCAAUGAUGUUCUCCAAUGGGCGUGCACAGCUCUGCGUGAACCGUGGCGCCGGGAGCUGGUGGCCUAUGCCGGUGAGCUCUCCAGCACCUUCUCAGUGCAGAUGCAUGCCACUUUACCGGUCCCUCACUGGCAGGACCCUGGCUCCAUUGGAGCUGCGGAAAGAUUGGCUAUGCACAUGCUUGAGGCAGGUAGCGCCCCCAUUUGGAGCGCGGCACGGCAGCUUGCUAUUUUGCUCGAUCAUGAGCAACCUCGACACUCCAUGGCACUGCGGAAUGGUGAGACCUCCAGUGUUAGCUUUGGGGCGUAUGCCAAAGGACCCUUUCAUGGCCUCUGCAGGAAAACACUCACACAUCCGAAUGUUGCGAUGAUCCUCAACUGCUUGAUCAUGAGGGUAUGUCCGAGGCACACCUGGACAACACUUGCUCUCCAUUUCAACUAUGGUACCCCUCCUCAUCGUGACAAGCAGAACAGUCACCACAACUUGGUGCUUGCAUUGUCUUUACAUGAUGAUGGUGAGCUGUGGAUAGAGACCCCUGAGGGUGACGAGGCGAUUCUGUUUCAAGGAAUGGAAGUAUGGGGCAUCAGAUAUGCAUUGCAACUACAUGCAGUCCGCUUUCAGGCCCACCAGCUUCUGCACUACACGUGUGCUUGGGACACCUUCGACAGGGUUACCCUCGUAGCGUACACUGUGCAGCGGUGGGAGAGCCUGGGCGACAAGGUCCACACCCAGCUCAGCGAGCUGGGCUUUCAUCUCCCGGAACGGACGGUUCGCAUUACUCGGGAUCUACACUUGGACUGCCUGCCGUGUGUUCUUCGAGACUGA
Symbiodinium sp. CCMP2592 is the source of this 963-nucleotide messenger RNA. NCBI's taxonomy places the organism in Eukaryota, Dinophyceae, Suessiales, Symbiodiniaceae. The record is from the annotation of a GenBank genome assembly.